AUGAAGGUGAGGAACACGCUGUUCAUCUUCGGGUCGGGCGAGUGCGGCCAGCUGCCGCCCGAGUACUGCGCGGACUACGUGCAGGUGAACCCCACGGCCGUGCGCAACCUCCCGAACGACAUCGACCAAGUCGUUUGCGGAUCCAUGCACACAAUUAUAAAGACCAAGGACGACCGGCUGUUCUCCUUCGGGUGCAACGACAUGGGAGUCCUCGGUCGGAAGACCCAUGCGAAUAGCACCAAGGACCCCGAGCAUUCUCCCACCCUACUGAACUUCACCUGCACGUCCAAGAUUAAAAAAAUCACCUGCGGGGAUAACCACACGGCGGUUCUCCUAGAAAACGGGAAGGUCUUCAUCACGGGGGGGUUUCGGGACUCCUGCGGGGUUUUGGGGCUGCCGUCCUUCCAGAGGAGGGGGGAGGUCAUUCCCAAGUCGGAGGAGUUCCUGGAGGUGCAGUUUGGCCAAGCGGAUAAUAGCGGCGGGGGUGGGAGCGGCAUGGAUGUAAGCAGCCCCGAUGUGAGCAACCACAUCAUCAUAAGCAACAUCAGCUCGGGGGAAGACCACCUGGUGUGCCUGGAGCAGAGCGGCGAGUACAUCUACGCCAUGGGGAACAGCGACUCGUGCCAAGUGUGCAACGCCUUCUACGAAGUGGAGCAUGCCCACCAAGUGAGGAACAGUUACAUCUUCCCGAACCGGUACCAUUUUAAAGACCUCGGGUUCGCCUCAAAAAUUAGAGACAUCUACUGUGGGGGGAACAACACGUUCGUUCAGUUGGAAGCCUCUCUAGAUGUGUAUGCAAUCGGGAGAAAUGCCUACGGGUCCUGUGGAGUUUCUAUGAAAGACAACAUCAUAAAGAAGUUUGCAAAAAUUGAGGAAUUAUCUUCAAAAGAAAUUGCACAGCUAUGUGGUGGGCAAAGCUUCACCGUCUGCCUACUCAAAAAUAAUGACCUCUACAUUUGGGGGAACCGAGAAAUACUGGGGAUGGAAGCCGAGGAGGAUGCGUACUCUCCGCAGCAGUUAACUUAUUUUAAAAAGGAGAGCCAUCUCAUUAAAACGAUUUCCUGCGGGACGGACCACUGUCUAGUGUUGACAAAGGGUGGGAAGCUCUUCGGCUGGGGCACCGGAGGAAAUGACUUUGAAGAGGAUACAUGCAUCGGGGUCAUCGAGAAGAAUCAGCCCUCCGAAAUUGGCUUUCACAACUUCGUCGCCAAAACGUUUGCCAAAGGUAGGAAGGAAAACGAAGUUUCAAUUAGCCAUGUCCAAAUUGUCUCCUUCGCAGGGGGGUCAUCCCACUGCGCGUUCAUUACGUCCCAUGUGGACUCGGAGAGGAUGUCCAUUAAGAGAGGCCACGAUGAGAUUUACGAGGAGGAAAACAUGUUCGCGAAGAAGCACAGAAGGGAGAGCUUCCCCCCGGUGGACAUCGACGGGGGGCAACAUAAGAAGGUACCACAUGAGGAGGGAGAUGCCAAUGUUAAAGAUCCCACUAGUGAACAGGGCACUGACCCAUUCCGCAUAGAAGAACCCCAGAAGUUAGAGGUUAAAGAGAGCAAAAAAGGAAGCUUCUUCAAAGACCUUUUCUAUAACCCACAAACUCCAGUCAAUAGCAAGUACUACGUACAGUCAAAGGACUUAGAAAAUAUGGACAGCGAUCUGCUAGGCACCGUGGAGAAGACCACUGUCAGCAGAGAUUCACAGAAAAGGAGAAGGAGCGCUAAGAGUAAGCCCUACUUAAGCAAUGAAAGUCCCACCAGGAGACAGCCAAGGAGGUCCUGCAAAGAAAAUAUCAGCUUGAGUGAAAAGGCCCACAGACAAUUCUACCAAAUUGUGGACACCCCUAUAUCGAAGAAGAAACGGAAGACCACCCCUUCUUCCAUGAGGAGCAGGAACGUCAAGAUGAGGGGGGCUUCCUCCGAGGGGGCCAACAAAUCUAGGUCCGUUGGUGCAAAGAGGGAGAGCGUCGGACGGUCCUACUCUAAGAGGGACAACCCCAAGCGCGAAUCCGCUUCGCAGACGCCCGAUGCGAAGGUUGUUCGGGGGAAAUCGUCCAAGAUGAAGAGUUAG
Molecule: messenger RNA, 2061 nt
Organism: Plasmodium vivax (malaria parasite P. vivax)
Lineage: Eukaryota; Apicomplexa; Aconoidasida; Haemosporida; Plasmodiidae
Exons: 1
Coding region: 1-2061 (686 amino acids)
Source: RefSeq, a predicted model, not a curated record